Molecule: messenger RNA, 3253 nt
Organism: Carassius gibelio (silver crucian carp)
Lineage: Eukaryota; Metazoa; Chordata; Actinopteri; Cypriniformes; Cyprinidae
Product: interleukin-1 receptor-like 2
Exons: 11
Coding region: 708-2357 (549 amino acids)
Biological process (GO): signal transduction
Molecular function (GO): interleukin-1 receptor activity
Source: RefSeq, a predicted model, not a curated record
AAGACAAAGUAAACUAAGUAGAAUGGAAAGAGAUAUCAAGGACUCUAUAAAUUGAUUGCCAAUUAAAGUUAUUCAAAAUAAAUGUUUAGUUUGAAUCAUUUUGUUCAGGGAAAUUAGUUUUAAUGAUCUCUUUCUCAGUGUCGAAGAGACAAAACAAUCAGAAAAAAAAUAUCACUUCAUUGUGAUUAACAAAACCUAAAAUGACUAUUUUUAAUGUUUUCUUUAUAUUCUUUUAAUAUAAGGGGUGGUUUUAACACGUCAUCCACACGCUCUGUGAAAAUAAUGUAUGGAUGAGGUUAAAAUCACCAACCUUUUCAAACGGACUUGACACUUUAAUUACAAUGUGCAUCUUUUCGGUACUAAAAUGCACCCUUCACGGGGAAAUAUGAUACAGGAGGUGUGUACCUUUUCUCUUUUCUUUUUCUGAGAGUGCAUGGUGCAGUGUAUUCGUGCAGAUCCACUGGGGACAGAAGUGAAGUUGGUAGACUAUAAGUGUUGGUGAGUGGGAUGCUGUUCCCUCCUCGAGUGGCACCCUGACAGAAACCGCAGUUUCCUCAAGAAGUGCGCGUGUAGCUUUAGUGUCUCACUUAAGGAAAUUCCGAGAAGGCGCUGUACACACAAGUUUUGAAAGCGAGUUUAUUCUUCAUGAUCAUCUACACGAGGAACGUGUCUUAAAUCUGCCAGACCUGCUGUCAAGAAAACCCAAGAUGAGCUCGUUUUAUUUCCAUUGGAUUGUACUCUCAGCUCUUUGGAUUGCAGGGAGUCAGAUGCACAUCAUAAAUCGCAGCUCACACACCAUCAGUGCUGGUCUUGCAUUUAGGAUUGAGUGCAACAUCAUAGACAGUAAAAUACAGAAUGUGAGUGUGAGCUGGAGCCUUGUUUCCAAUCAGAGUCUGGAUAAUAUCAAGGGAAUACACAUUAAUGUCAACGAGCUCUGGUUUCUACCUGCUGAACUCUCCCACAGCGGACUCUACUCUUGUCUCAGCAGAGAUGGAAAAGAAACCUGGGAAAAAAUAUUUGAUAUCUCCGUUGAGAAUAAAACAUGCCCCCAUUUAAACAGAAAGGACGAUGUAACAAGCACAGCGGAACUGACUUGUUUCCUACCUCACAUCUUUGAGAUAGAGCCUCAAGCUCAAGUGACCUGGAGAAACAACUGCCACCCACUCAAUGUGACAAACAGUAAGGUUCUCCCGAUAAACAGAUCUAAAGACAUGGUUGGACUGUAUACGUGCUUUGUGAACUUUACUUUUGGAGGGAAAAAUUACACUGCAGCCCAGACUACAGAACUCUACAGCCAAGAUAUAGUGGUGACAGAGCCUAAAAUCAUCUACCCAAAAGAUGAAACACUGAAAGUAACACUUGGUGAAAGUUACACACUUAAGUGCAAAGCUCUGAUUGGGGAGAACGAUGAUGAAGAAACUGAUAUUUUCUGGCAUAAUGACAAAGAGUCUCUUGAAUCUGUUGAUCUGAACUUCACCUCAAGCAUCGUGAAAGACGGCGAUCAGAUGUACAUACUGUCCUUUUUAUACAUCACAGAAGUCACAGAAGAAUAUUUAUACACUAAUUUCACCUGUUUUGUUCAACACCCGGCAGGUUCAGAUUUUGGGAAAGUCUUUCUUAUUCCAGCGAGUCAGAUUGAGCGUUAUUACUGGAUCGCUCUUGGUCUGGUGGCUCUGCUCAUAUUACUGUGUGCCGUGGUGUUUCUCUUCAGAAUCGAUCUGGUUCUGGCUUACAGGGCUGUUUGCUCGUCUGCAGCUGUAAACAACGACGGCAAGUUGUACGAUGCGUAUGUGAGUUACCUUCAUGGGGAUAAGCACAGCUCAUCCUCUGCGAUGACAUUUGCCUUGGAUUUCCUUCCUGCGGUGCUGGAGGAUUUAUAUGGUUACAAACUCUUCAUCAGUGGUCGUGAUGAACUUCCUGGAGAAGCGGUGCAUGAAGUCAUUGCAGACAGAAUGAGCCGAAGUAGAAGGCUGAUCAUUGUUCUUACAUCACAAAACUGUGUGUCGCCUCAAACCGAUGCCACCAAGAGCCUUUUACCAGAUCAACUCCCAGUAACCAAUGAUGUGCAACUGAAAGAAACCACUUCCUCUGACAAAAUAUGGGCCACUUACGAGCAGCGGGUGGGUCUCUAUGACGCUUUGGUGAAGCAGGGUCUAAAAGUCAUCCUGGUGCAGGUGGAGGAUGGGGUUGAAGAGGCUCUGCUGCCUGAAUCUUUGCAAUACAUCAGCCGCACUAAAGGCAUCCUGAAAUGGACGCAGAACACCAGUGAAGGGGGGAACAAAAGUUUCUGGAAAUACAUGCGCUAUCGAAUGCCUCCAGUGAAGCGGCAGAAGAACCAAGAGCUGACGGUGCUUUAAGAUCAACUUGAUACUCUACAUAAGUACAUGAACUCAUUAUGAAUGUAUAUUGAUUACACAAUGCAAGUGCAAACUUAGGGACCGUUCACACAGAACGCAUUUUCUAUUUAAGUGCGCUAGAUGGAAGUGCAUGACUGUAUUUGCGUAUCGCACAAAACUUUUUACUUUGGCGUUUAAUAAUUGAUUUUGCUAUAGUCAUGUUAUGUGUAUUAGACAUUAUGCUAUACAUUUUUUACUUAUUUCAUUUGUCCUAUUGACAGUGUACAGCAUAUGCUUUAUAAAUAAAAUUGAACUUGAACUUGAAUUGUAACAGCUCAUUAAUCUCAGUUCCAAAACUGGACCAAUCAGAAGACCCCAGAGGCGGGGCAAGCAUUGCAAGAUUUAGUUUACAGUAGCAAGUUGUCAAUGCAACUGUUUAUUUGACAGGAACAUGAAGGAGGAGGCAUUCUGUGUUGCACACUUUGUUAAAAUCUAUUUUUGAGCACUGUCUCUCGCAGUAUUUAAUGGAAAGAUGCGUUCUGUGUGAAUGUGUGUACUUGUGUAGAGACGUUUUGUUGCAUUUGAAUGAAGAAACCAAGUAUUUUGUAGCUAUUUGGAGUCUGGUGAUGCAAGUUCACAAUGGAGGUAAAAUUAACUGAUAUGCAUAUGGAAGUACACAUUAUUUUUGUUUCGGUUUCUCGCAAUUAUUUUUAUUUACUUUUAUUUAUUUUAAAUUUUUUUAAUGCAGUAUGUUAAAAUAAUGCAUACGCAGUUAGGUAUUUUGUAUUUAUGGUUACAGGGCCAGGAGUUUCUACUCUUUUUAUUUGUUUGUCUAUGUGCUAUAUAUCAUUAUUAAUAUUUUUCCAAACAAAUGUAAAAAUUUAUAUAAGAAUAAAUAUAGCGAGCGUUUACAAGUG